UUCGACCCGACUCAGCUUCUUACUUUACAUCGAUCUGCUUUAUAUUUUCAUAUAUUUUUCUGGUAGCCGCAGCGCAGAGUUUUGGUGAGUUGGAUAAGGAACUCUUUCUACUUUCGUUGAUGUAGAUCUUGUAGUGGGAACCUUCCUUGAAAUGCACGGCCACCUCGAGUAUGUGUACCCCUAAUUUAUUUGCUUCUUCUCCCCUUGUUCUCUUCUUUUUCCUUUGCUUUGGAAAAGGGUAUUCUUUGUCCCCAGAAUCAAGGUUUCCCUAUACUUAAAUAUUUAAAGUUCGCAAUCAAUUAAAACAACAUUCAUUUCCGUCCCAAUCUAAUAUGCUCACCACGGCAAUCUUUGUUGGUGGAUUGUUCAUUUUGGUGUGACCAAGCUAUGGCAGAAGAAGAAAUCAACAGCUCUUUAGAGUAUACACCGACAUGGGUGGUUGCACUUGUUUGCUUUGUCAUUGUUCUGCUCUCUCUUUGUGCCGAGCGCACUCUUCAUAAACUCGGAAAGUACUUAAAGCAUGAGGAACAAGAUGCGCUGUUUGAAGCCCUACAGAAACUAAAAGAAGAGUUGAUGCUUUUAGGGUUCAUUUCCCUUCUACUAACUGUAUCUCAGCGUUCCAUAAUCCGCAUAUGCAUCCCCUCUAAUCUAGCAAAUCACAUGCUUCCGUGCAAGAGGGAAACUUCUGAGGGAAACAAUAACGCGCAUUACUCUCUUGAUCAAUCUAUAAACAACCGGCGGCGGCUUUUGUCUGCAGAUACAAAUUCAGACCAUUGUCUGCAAAAGGGGAAGGCUCCAUUGUUAUCAUUGGAAGCACUACAUCAUCUACACAUCUUCAUCUUUGUAUUGGCAGUUGUUCAUGUGAUCUUUUGCACUACUAUGGUUCUUGGAGGGGCAAGGGUACGUCAAUGGAAGCGCUGGGAGGAUUCUGUUAGGCAGGAAAGUACAAAAUCUGGGAUGGAUCCAACUAGUCGUGAAAAUGUGCAUGCUCAAUGCCAACAUCAUGAAUUCUUCAGUAAACGAGGAGUAGGAUAUUGGCGAAGAGCAGCUAUCAUAGGUUGGGUGAUAUCAUUCUUCAAACAAUUUUAUGGUUCUGUCACUAAGUCGGACUACAUUGCAUUGCGACAAGGGUUUAUCAAGGAGCACUUCCCUCAGAAUCCUUGAUUUGAUUUUCACAAAUACAUGAUGCGGACACUUGAAAUUGAUUUUAGAAAAAUUGUUGGGAUAAGCUAGUACCUAUGGCUCUUCGUUGUGCAAUUUUUGUUGCUGAACGUGGAAGGAUGGCAUACCUAUUUUUGGUUAGCGUUUUUGCCGCUGAUUCUUCUGCUUCUUGUGGGCGCUACUGAACACAUAAUUAUCCGUUUGGCUCAGGAGGUUACGCAAGGGAUGACAGCACAGGAUGAUCAUGAAGCAGCUGCAACAGUGAAGCCUUCAGACAAACACUUUUGGUUUAACAACCCUCGCAUUGUUCUGAAUUUGAUCCACUUCAUAUUGUUCCAGAAUUCAUUUGAGAUUGCAUUCUUCUUCUGGAUCUGGACCACGUAUGGAUUUCAUUCAUGCAUCAUGGAAAAGUUGGGGUACAUCGUGCCAAGACUUAUUAUGGGGUAAUGGAAUUCUAUAAGGAAACAAUUCGACAAAAUAUAGCAACUUGUGUACUUAAUUACUCCCAUCUCAUGGUUCCAUCACCGUAUGCAGUGUGAUUGUUCAAGUGAUUUGCAGUUACAGCACGCUACCUUUGUAUACAAUUGUCAGCCAGAUGGGUAGCAUGUACAAGGAAGGAAUAUUUGAUCAAAAAAUACAACAAUAUAUUGGUUCGUGGGUGGGAGAUGCAUAAGGCAAGCAAGAUAAAAUAGAUAACGACGGAUCCCUGUCAAGGAGAACACAAACACACAACAUGAUGAAUACAGAGUUAUAUCAAAUUAAUAUUGUACAACAAGAAACAGCUGCCAACGAAACAACUACAACUUCACCAGUUUCAUCCUCUCAACUUUGUUCAUGAUUUUUUAUAAUUACCUCUUUUGUUCAUUUAAUUUGCAUGUAACCAUAUACUUAACUAUGUGUACAAACAACAUAUUUCAUUGUCGAAAUUUAUUUCUACGUACAAAUAAAUAUUUCAU
This is a messenger RNA of Pyrus x bretschneideri (Chinese white pear), 2117 nucleotides long. RefSeq names its product MLO-like protein 13. Gene Ontology annotation, cellular component: membrane. Gene Ontology annotation, biological process: defense response. Lineage: Eukaryota; Viridiplantae; Streptophyta; Magnoliopsida; Rosales; Rosaceae. The record is from RefSeq and is a predicted model, not a curated record.